AUGCUCACGACGAGCCGCAUUUUUUCCUGGAGUGAGCCCAAGUCCUAUCCGAAGCUACUUACGGCCUCUAACACAACAUCUCAGAACUCACAGAUUCGAUGUUAUGCUGUCCCCGCAGCUGAUAAGAUUGCCAAGUUCCCCGGCACAAAAGGAUCCGAUGGUAAAUACACCGUGACUUUGAUUGAAGGAGAUGGAAUUGGACCGGAGAUAUCACAAUCUGUGAAAGAUAUCUUCAGCGCUGCGAAUGUUCCUAUUAAGUGGGAGCCCGUCGAUGUCACUCCAAUUUUGAAAAAUGGCAAAACCACUAUCCCAGAUGAGGCUAUUAAUAGCGUUAAAAAGAACUAUGUUGCCUUGAAAGGACCUCUUGCUACACCUAUCGGCAAAGGCCAUGUCUCUUUGAACCUGACGCUACGAAGAACAUUCAACCUUUUCGCGAACGUGCGCCCUUGCCGCUCUAUUGCUGGCUUCAAAACUCCGUACGAUAAUGUGAACACUGUCCUCAUCCGUGAGAAUACCGAAGGUGAAUACUCUGGCAUUGAGCACGUUGUUGUGGAUGGCGUUGUUCAAAGUAUUAAGCUCAUUACGAGGGAGGCAUCUGAGCGUGUCCUUCGAUUUGCUUUUCAAUAUGCCCAAGAAGUAGGCAAGCCAAAAGUUCGGGCCGUUCACAAGGCUACCAUUAUGAAAAUGUCAGACGGCCUCUUCCUACGGACCGCAAAAGAAAUAUCAAAGGAGUUUCCAGACAUCGAGUUCGAUGCCGAACUUCUCGAUAACACCUGUUUAAAAAUGGUGACGGACCCACUCCCUUACAAUGACAAGGUUCUUGUGAUGCCCAACCUUUAUGGAGAUAUUUUGUCAGAUAUGUGUGCAGGUCUUAUCGGUGGUCUUGGACUAACACCUUCGGGCAAUAUUGGAAAUGAGUGUUCUAUUUUUGAGGCUGUCCACGGAUCUGCGCCUGAUAUCGCUGGCAAGGCAUUGGCAAAUCCCACUGCUCUGUUACUUAGCAGCAUGAUGAUGCUUCGACAUAUGGGUCUCAACGAACAUGCGAAUAAGAUAGAAAAUGCUAUUUUCGCGACCUUGGCAGAAGGAAAGAUGCUUACCGGUGACCUGGGCGGCAAAGCCAAAACCCAUGAGUAUGCUAAUGCAAUUAUCAAACAAUUUUAG
Molecule: messenger RNA, 1161 nt
Organism: Ophidiomyces ophidiicola
Lineage: Eukaryota; Fungi; Ascomycota; Eurotiomycetes; Onygenales; Onygenaceae
Gene: IDH2
Product: NAD-dependent isocitrate dehydrogenase
Exons: 5
Coding region: 1-1161 (386 amino acids)
Biological process (GO): isocitrate metabolic process; tricarboxylic acid cycle
Cellular component (GO): mitochondrion
Molecular function (GO): isocitrate dehydrogenase (NAD+) activity; NAD binding; magnesium ion binding
Source: RefSeq, a predicted model, not a curated record